Molecule: messenger RNA, 333 nt
Organism: Saprolegnia parasitica CBS 223.65
Lineage: Eukaryota; Oomycota; Saprolegniomycetes; Saprolegniales; Saprolegniaceae
Exons: 1
Source: RefSeq, a predicted model, not a curated record
AUGGCGAAAGCGACGCCGAGCGAGAUCCCGGCGCUCUUGCCCAAGCUCCUGACGUCCAUUCGGCUCAUUUGGAUGUACUCGCGCUACUACAACACGGAAGACCGCAUCACGUCGCUCCUCCGCAAGGUCUCGAACGAGAUCAUUGCGCUCUCGGCCAAGACCAUCUCGCUACGCGACAUCUUUGACGGCGACGUCGUCCGCAGCAUCCGCAAUCUCGAGGAAACGAUCGCAUGCGGCGUCGCGUGGAAGACGAUCUACGCCAACGUCACCAGCGCCGUCCAGCGUGAGGGCGCGCUCAAGUGGCACUUCGAUGACACGAGCAUUUUCGCGCAG